AUGGUUAACACUAGACAGGUGUUGUGUAAAGGUUUGAGAUGGGUGGUGGGUAAUGGUGGUUCCAUUCCUUUCUGGACCUCCCAUUGGGUUUUGCCUUUCCCCCUCCUUGAUCUCAUUCCUGAGCACCAAAGAGGUUCUUUGAAUCUUGAUGAAAGAGUUUCAGACUUUAUCAUAAACAACAGCUGGGACAAAAGAAAAUUAUCUCAGGUUACUGAUGAUGAUUUGACUGAGAAAAUCUUAUCUAUUCCUUUGCCAAGAACUAAUCUGCAGGACAAAUUGAUCUGGGUCCCCAACCCAAACGGUUCUUUCACUAUCAAAAGUGCAUACAACUUACAAUUUCAGGACCAACCAUCCCACCCUCAUGCGGGCCUACUUUAG
Prunus armeniaca (apricot) is the source of this 378-nucleotide messenger RNA. NCBI's taxonomy places the organism in Eukaryota, Viridiplantae, Streptophyta, Magnoliopsida, Rosales, Rosaceae. The record is from the annotation of a GenBank genome assembly.